Molecule: messenger RNA, 2301 nt
Organism: Penicillium lagena
Lineage: Eukaryota; Fungi; Ascomycota; Eurotiomycetes; Eurotiales; Aspergillaceae
Gene: cog6
Product: Golgi transport complex subunit COG6
Exons: 2
Coding region: 1-2301 (766 amino acids)
Biological process (GO): intra-Golgi vesicle-mediated transport
Cellular component (GO): COG complex
Source: RefSeq, a predicted model, not a curated record
AUGACCAGCUAUUUCCCUCCAUCCACAGCAACCAAUGGCACCGGAACGUCUCUCCCGACGUCGGAGGUGUCGUCGCCAUUGUCGCCUCCCUCACAACGAUCAACGGCGCUGUCCAACCGGUUGACGAGCGUACUGUCGGCCUCGUACGCGGACUCCGAUAUCCGCGACGCCCUCGAGACCUUGAGUCUACGGGGCAUCCAUAACACCGCGGAGACCAGACGCCAGCUGCGGCUAGAUGUGCAAAAGGAGGUGGUCGAUUGCAAUGCAGAGAUCGUUCGCGACUUUGGCAAGGUGGCGGAGCAAUUGAGUCGGAUCGGAGCGGUGAUUUCCACGCUGAACCAAACAUGCGAUGAGAUGCGCAGACAUAUCGGCCGGGCCAAGCAGGAUACCACCCCCGUGCUCGAAGAAGCCUCCGUCCUGAUGACGCAAAAGAGAGACACCGAAACAAAACAGCGGCUGCUCGACGCCUUUGCGAAACACUUCAUCGUCCCAGAAGAAGAUCUGUUUGUCUUGAAUUCUGCCGAGGAGCCAGUCGAUGACCGAUUUUUCGAUGUGCUUUCCCGCGUCAAGCAGGUGCAUCACGACUGCGAGCACCUCCUCGGCGGCGAGAACCAGCGAUUGGGCCUGGAGCUGAUGGAGCUGAGCACGCGACAUCUCAACGGGGCCUACCAGAAGCUGUAUAAGUGGAUCCAGAAGGAGUUCCGGUCGCUGAAUCUGGAAGAUCCCCGGAUUAGCAGCUCCAUCCGCCGUGCGCUACGGGUGCUGGCUGAGCGGCCAACUUUGUUCCAUAGCUGUCUGGAUUUCUUUGCCGAGGCCCGCGACUAUGUCUUGUCCGAUGCAUUCCACUACGCCCUGACGGAUGCCAUGUCGGGAGCUAAUGGGGCGGGCUCUGGUGAUCGCAGCGUCAAGCCAAUCGAGUUCUCCGCGCACGAUCCACUGCGAUAUAUUGGAGAUAUGCUGGCAUGGGUGCACUCCACCACCGUAUCGGAGCGCGAAGCCCUGGAGGCAUUGUUCGUCGCGGAUGGUGAAGAGCUUGCGCGCGGCAUCCAAGCCGGCUUGAGCAGCGAGCCCUGGUCUCGGAUUGAUGAAGGGGAAGAAGCGGUGUUCGAUGGCCACAAAGCUCUCAGCGAUCUGGUCAACCGUGACCUCACGGGCGUCUCGCGGUCCCUGCGACAGAGAAUUGAGCUGGUGAUUCAGGGCCACGAUGAUCCCGUAACCUGCUACAAGGUGAUGAACCUCCUAUCAUUCUACCGCACGACCUUUGCGAAAUUGGUCGGCUCGCAAUCAAACCUGGUUGAUCUGAUUCAGAGCCUGGAGAAGUUCACUCUCAACCACUUCGAGAGUCUUAUGAAGGACCAGGUCAACACCCUGUCCAACGGCGCCAUCGCAGUAACCCCGCCAGCCGACCUCUCCGUGCCGCAAUUCCUGCUAGAUGCCCUCGAGGUCCUGACCUCCCUCAUGAAAACAUAUGAAGCAUCCGUCGGACCCGACGACCCAGCCGCAGACGACUCAACCAGCGAGAACCAAUUCACGCCCGUUCUCCGCGCCGCAUUCGACCCUUUUCUAACCCUGGCGCGGUCCUCGUCCGACGAGCUCCCCAACACCACCGCGCAGGCCAUCUUUCGCACCAAUCUCCUUCUCGCCGCGCGCGCCACCAUCUCAUCCUUCCCUUUCGCCAGCGCCACGCACCUGGCCCCUAUCUCCAAUGCCCUUUCCACUCUCCGCACAGAUUUGCUGGAUAUCCAACACCAAUUCCUCCUCAACGCAUCGGGUCUGCACGCCCUUCUUCUUGCAUUGGAGCCUUUCUCCCAAAAGAAACAGGACGCCCAUCCAGACACAGAUAAAGAGCCAGAUCAAUCCCCAGAGACACAGGAGAAGGCCACGACAAAACCACAACUCACCGAUCUUACGUCUCUCCUAGCCUUCCAACCAGAAGCUCUAGUCGCCUCCAGCCAACAACUUGACGAUUUCCUGCCUUCAGCCCUCAUGGACGCAACAGACCACCUUAAGCGCGUACAGAGCGCUUCCCUCGUGCAGAGCGUCACGGAAGAUGCCGUUGAAGCGUUCUGUCGUGACUUUGAGUUUGUUGAAGGCAUGAUCAUCGCCGCCGAUGAGGCGAGAGGGACCCUCGACGUGGGUAUUCCUGGCACUGGUGCAAGCGUGCUGAGCGGUAGAUCGGGUAGCAAGGUCGGUGUGAGUGAGAAGGGGGAGCUAGAGGAAGACAAGGACGAAGAAGACCGGUGGAGUCUCCGCUCGUUGUUCCCACGAACGACGGGCGAGAUUCGGGUAUUGUUGAGUUGA